Cariama cristata (Red-legged seriema) is the source of this 1583-nucleotide messenger RNA. RefSeq names its product guanylate cyclase soluble subunit beta-2-like. Gene Ontology annotation, cellular component: guanylate cyclase complex, soluble. NCBI's taxonomy places the organism in Eukaryota, Metazoa, Chordata, Aves, Cariamiformes, Cariamidae. The record is from RefSeq and is a predicted model, not a curated record. Gene Ontology annotation, molecular function: guanylate cyclase activity. Gene Ontology annotation, biological process: cGMP biosynthetic process; response to oxygen levels. The transcript has 9 exons. The annotation marks the transcript as partial.
GUAAGCUUCUGAGAGGAUUUGAUCCCGUUUAUCCCAAGAGCCUCUGGAUUGACACAAAAACAUUUUGCAAUGGACUUCCUUUUCAUAUGGUUUUUGACAAAGAGCUCAGAGUGAAGCAAGCUGGGGUGAGCAUUCAAAAGAUUGUACCUGGCCUUCAGACCAUGGGCAUCUGCUUGGAUCACUAUUUCAGUAUUGUUCACCCAGAAGUACCCUUCACCAUCUCUAGCAUUCAGAAAUUCAUCAACAGCCAAUUUGUUUUCCAGACUAGAAGAGAGAUGAUGCCAGAGUCAUGGAAACAACGGCCAAUGCUAGAGCUGAGAGGCCAGAUGAUCUGGAUGGAGUCCCUGCAGUGCAUGCUCUAUCUCUGCUCACCUUUGCUUCGCACUUUGCAUGAACUGGAGGAGCGACAAAUGCAUAUUGCAGACAUUGCACCUCAUGACGUGACCAGGGAUUUGAUUCUUCUCAAUCAGCAGCGACUGGCAGAGAUGGAGCUCUCUAACCAGCUGGAGAGGAAGAAGGAAGAACUGCGGAUAUUGUCAAAGCACCUGGAGGAAGAGAAGAAAAAGACUGAAGCUCUGCUCUAUGCCAUGCUUCCUCAGCAUGUGGCCAACCAGCUGAAAGAGGGGAAGCAAGUUGAGGCAGGAGAGUUCAAGGAGUGCACUAUAUUGUUCAGUGAUGUUGUGACUUUUACCAACAUUUGUGCCCAAUGUGAACCUAUUCAGAUAGUUCUCAUGUUAAAUUCAAUGUACCUGCGAUUUGACAGACUGACCACGGUGCACGAUGUGUACAAGGUGGAGACAAUUGGAGAUGCCUAUAUGGUAGUAGGUGGGGUCCCUGUGCCUGUACCCACUCAUGCUGAGCGAGUUGCUAACUUUGCCUUGGGGAUGAUAAUAGCAGCUAAAGGAGUACAGAACCCAGUUUCUGGAAAUCCUAUCCAAAUUAGAGUUGGGAUCCAUACAGGUCCUGUCUUGGCUGGAGUUGUUGGAGAAAAGAUGCCUCGUUAUUGCUUGUUUGGAGACACAGUGAAUAUAGCUUCCCGGAUGGAGAGUCAUGGUGUCCCGAGUAAAAUUCAUCUAAGCUCCAGUGCCUAUCAAUGCCUAAAAUACAAGAAUUUUGAGAUGACUGAAAGAGGAGAAAUAGAAGUAAAAGGCAAAGGGAAAAUGCACACAUACUUCCUCAUUAGAAAUAAAACUGCAACUGAGAAUGAGAUUAUGGGAAGGCCAAUGAAAGACUUAGAUUCUGGCCAUGAAUCUGUUCAGUCCUUUCAGGAAGGCAGGACUGAAACGAUACCAAGUUGUCAUCAGCCAGUUUCUCAGACUCAGCCAGAGAAGGACCAGACCCCAGCCAUCGCGAUGAAGUAUAUUGAUGGCCCCACAGAUGCACAAAACAGCCUCAAAAGAAGAAAUCAAGCAAAAAUUGCAGAUUUAACAGGCAAAACUUAUGAUUCCAAAAGCGAUGGGAGUCUCCAUGGCAACCAGCAGGCAGAUGAUGGUCCUUGUCCUCUAAACCGGGGAAGAGUCAAACCUGCUACUGAAGAGCCACAGAUUAGAAACGUUCGCUCUAAUUUUUGCACUUUACUCUAA